Coccinella septempunctata (seven-spotted ladybird) is the source of this 2013-nucleotide messenger RNA. RefSeq names its product homeobox protein vnd-like. Gene Ontology annotation, cellular component: nucleus. Gene Ontology annotation, molecular function: RNA polymerase II cis-regulatory region sequence-specific DNA binding; DNA-binding transcription factor activity, RNA polymerase II-specific. The transcript is spliced from 4 exons. Gene Ontology annotation, biological process: cell differentiation; regulation of transcription by RNA polymerase II. The record is from RefSeq and is a predicted model, not a curated record. NCBI's taxonomy places the organism in Eukaryota, Metazoa, Arthropoda, Insecta, Coleoptera, Coccinellidae. Bases 685 to 1653 code for a protein of 322 amino acids.
GUUUGUCAACUCAACGAAUAGAACAGCGAAUCGGAAAGAUAUUUAGCGAAAUGGACUUCUAUAUAAUCAUUACCAACAUGGUUUCAUACGAGCACAAAACAACGCAUCGUGAAAGGCAGGGUAAAUAUCCACCACCACAAUAAAGAACAGGCCAACUUAUCAUGCAGGCAAUACAUCGAUUAGCAUCACAAUGGAAUCAGAAACCAGUAUGUUGUAUUCAAAUCGAGAACCAAGAAUUACACUCAAAUGACCUAAAAAGCCUCUUCAGUAACUACAUAAAGAGAACAAAGGGCCUCUGCUGCUAAAGCACACGCAGCUUUCGGCAAAGGGGCGGAUUCCGUUCCUUAUUGGUCGCUCGUAGCUCCACCCCCGAGGGGAUAAAUUUUAUUGGUGGGUUUGAGAGAUUCUCGAGUGAAGAACACCUCUUCAACGCUCUUCAGUGGUGCUUCAGAAGCUCUUGAAGCUCGCGUGCCUAACCACUUUAACCUCCGCAGCUUGUGCGACGUAACAUUUUCAGAUAGGAAAUCUGGAAUUUUCAGUUUCGAACACACAACCAAGUUUCGGUCACUUAGGACAUCAUCAGGAGACUUGCUCGUUCGAAGCGGAUUUCGCGUUUUGCUAGGUGAAGUGCUAAGUUUUCGAAAAGUGGCUGAGAAAGAGAAGCCUCGGAUAGACGGCAUAACUAUGCCGCCUGCCAGUGUUACAGUGCCGUCAACUACUUCAGCUGCAGCUGCACUGCUGCAUUGGCCUCCUUUGCUGCUGCAUCCAUGGGCCUCAGCUUUGUUGCCUGGCGCUUGGUGUUCACCGGCUAUGCGAUCGGCGUUACCAGGAUUGCUGGAUAGUAUGAAAAUGACUGGAACAAAUAUAAACCAACAGAGGCCUGCCAGCUUCGCAAUAAGCGACAUUCUUGAGCUGGACAGGAAUGUUCCCAACACUUAUGAUAAUUCUCCUGCAGAUAGCUCCCUAUUUGCUAAUUCAACGCCCGAUUUGAACCCCUACACCACUCUGAACAGGCACUGGUCGUCGGUGACAGAACCUCUUAGCAUCACCAACCACUUACCUCUCCCAAAUGUAUCACAGCUAAGUCCAGACAGCACGAGUCCCUCAAUAUCAGACCGUUCAAGCGUCGAUCCUUCGAUGAAGGAUCACAGUUCCAGCACCAUCGACCCCACAGCCACAUCGGCAGAUGAGAGGGAAGACGAUGAAGAUGGCCUUGAAGAUGACAAAGAACUGACCGAUGAACACAACAACUCAAACUCGUCGAACCAAAAGAAGAGGAAACGGAGGGUUCUGUUUUCCAAGGCCCAGACGUACGAAUUGGAGAGGAGAUUCAGGCAACAGAGAUACCUUUCCGCACCUGAGAGAGAACAUCUAGCUUCUAUCAUAAGAUUGACUCCCACACAAGUGAAGAUUUGGUUCCAGAAUCAUAGAUAUAAGACGAAAAGGGCUCAGCACGAGAAAGGCCUUCACGACCAAGGAUCAAGCGCGGGUUUACCAUCUCCAAGAAGAGUGGCAGUACCUGUGUUGGUAAGAGACGGAAAACCAUGCGUUGGUGGCCCCCCAAAAAGCGACAACUUGAUGCCGCCUUCCAACAUCAUGAUGGGCGCGCAUCCACACCAUCUCAUGUACAGUCAACCCAGGAUAUGGUGGUAGUUCCUUUUGGAAUAUGUUAUUAUUUACGAAGAUCAACAUCUCGAAAUGCAAUCACUGGAAAAGGCUCUAUUGAGAUGAUUUUCAUUCGAGAUGCGUUUCUCAAUACGAAUUCCGUUUUAUGAGUUUGUUAAGAAAUGUGAAAAAUGUACAUAACUGAAUGUUAGGUCUUGUAUAAAAGUGUACAUAGAUUUUAGAAUGUGAUUUUGUAAAAUGAGUUGGAACAAUCAACUCAGAUUGUCGAAGCACACUUGUUGGUUUUGUAGUGGUUAACCACUGACUAGUCAAUUUUAUAUAUUAAAUGAUGUGAUAGAGUUAACAUAUAAUAUAAAUAUAUAAAUAUAUAUAUAUACUACAGAAUAA